This is a messenger RNA of Populus nigra (black poplar), 867 nucleotides long. RefSeq lists its product as uncharacterized. The coding region runs from base 1 to 867 and encodes 288 amino acids. The record is from RefSeq and is a predicted model, not a curated record. The transcript has 3 exons. NCBI's taxonomy places the organism in Eukaryota, Viridiplantae, Streptophyta, Magnoliopsida, Malpighiales, Salicaceae.
AUGGAAUCGCUAAAUAAGGCAGUAAACAAAGACUCCAUACUGGUGGCAUACUUGCGCGGCGGCGUCGGAUCUCCAAUGAAAUCACCAGGCGGCGACAGAUUCUCUCGCAAUUACCAGCGCAGAAGCAGCGGGAGUUCCAGAUCGCCGUUAUCGCCGCUUGAGAAUAUAAAGACACCGAUGGUGGAGGAAGACGAAGUUUUAGUGAUGGAUGGAGUUCUGGUUUCGCCGCUAGUCGGAAGUGGAUCAUCAUGCAAUUCUUCCUCUUCUUUUUCGGGAAAGAGCGUGUAUAAGAAGGAACUUCGCAGAGCUUGGGAGGAUCUUGGACACUGCCGCUAUGCAACCUUCGCACAUGGAAAAGAUGAGUUUCAUCCAUCUGGUUUCUCCAUCAAGAACAAAGAAUUGGUACAAACUUGCAAGUCACAUGCUGCUAGUCCUAGACCAAGCCCUUAUGUCCCAAAGUGCCGCAUUCUUCCUCCUGCUAUGACAAAUGCAGCAGUUGCAGCAAAACAAACAGUCUUCUCUACCAUACCAGAAUAUACCAGCAUCGGCCCCACCAUCAUCACAUCUGAAAAAUCCAGCAAGAAUAGUACCGCCCCAAUCUCCACACCUGAUGAAUUUGGCAGAACCUAUAUCUCUAUCAGGCCAGACCAUAGCAACAAAAUCCCAACUGCGAGCAUUAAAUCUGAAGACUCUAGAAUGGAUAUCACUACCACCGUCUGCUCUGACUACUGGUCACCACAGGAUGAUGGCAUUGAUAUUGCUUUGCCACAUCAGACUAACAAACGCAUAUCAAGGGAAGAAGUAAAUGCCUGUGGUCCAGCUACAAAGAAGAGGUUGCCUGUGUUCAGUGAAUUUUGCCCUGGAUAA